Molecule: messenger RNA, 1545 nt
Organism: Cuscuta europaea
Lineage: Eukaryota; Viridiplantae; Streptophyta; Magnoliopsida; Solanales; Convolvulaceae
Source: the annotation of a GenBank genome assembly
GGAUACAAGAGAAAGCAAUAGAGGCUGGUUGUUAUCUGGUCCAGGGACUUGUUUCUAAAGGGAAAGGAAAGAUGAGAGCUCAGGAAGAGCAAAAUCAAGCUAGAGCCCUUAAGGAAGGAGAGUCUAGGAAGCGUGGAAUAGUGGACUUGCAGAAUCUGGUGAAAGUACAAGUCAAUAUGGAGGUUGAACAGGUCAAAAAUCGGCUCAACGGCGGUGCUUCUGGAUCUGUACCACCUGGUAUACUUAUAGGCCUUGGGAGUGAAGUGGUUCCUUUGGAGGUGACUGAGCAAACCUGUUCUCCCUUCUCGGUGGUUGGUCUAAUCAAAAUGUCUUCUUUGGAGGUGGUUGAUAAAACUUCUUCUUCCUUUCUGGUGGCUGGUAAAAUCGGAAUGACUUAUUUGGAGGUGGCUGAUAAAAUCUCUUCUUCCUUUCUGGUGGCUGAUUUACUUAAUCAUGGUAUUCAGACCUAAGGGGUGACCGGAAAACCGAGUAAAGGAGUGACUGAAAAGUGCUAAGUAAGACAGAGUAAGAAUUUGGGCAGAGUAACAUCAAGUUUGCACAGAAAAUUUUGAUCAGAUCCCUUUCUACAUGUUGGAAGGUGAUAUUUAUACUAAGGAGAAAAUACUUGACCAACAAGUAAAAAGCUGCUAUUCUAUUGCGGUAGAGGACACAUGUAUUACUUGGUUAACAAGAAGGGAUGUACUAAUCUAAUUGUGUGGGGACGUGUAAAGUUGAUUUGAAAGAUUUCCUUGAAGAGCUGGCUGAAUGGUCCUGUGUGUAACAGAAUUGUCCUUCGUGUGCAAGAAUCCAUUGCACGCCACACAUGUGCUAUCCAUAAUAUUAUGUGUAAUAACCACACAAGUGACAUGGGCCUUGGCCAGCUGUCGUGAUUGGCUGCAGUUCUGUGUGACACUUGAUUGCUGAAAUGUCUACGUCCACAACUAACUAGCAAAGCCUAGAGCUCAGGCGCUCAGCUGACGAGAUCGAGCUCGUGUAUAGCAUUCUCAUUUGGAAGGAGGCAGCCUCGAGUAGCUGUUUACCAGGUUUUCAGGAGUAAAAGUGAUGAUAGUAACACUUCAAUGACUAAAUUUUUAUACCCGCACGAGUAGCUCAGUUGGUCGAGUGGUGGAAAAAUUAGACCAAGUGAUCAAGAUUCGAAACUCGCACCGCUCGUGUGAAGGUUAAUUACAAAACCUGAAAUAAGGCUGGACCUCUGGUGCGCACGUGUAUAAGGCCUACCGCCGCUUUGCUGACUGAGUCACCGUGAUUAACCUCCCCACCAUCCGUCGGGUCGGGGUGGGGGCCUUGGGGUUGGGCAUUCAGCCUUUUGGACCAAACAAAUGACUAAAUUUUUAUUUACCUAUAGUAUGGGGAUCUUCACACCUGAUUCCUUUAUAUGUACUCACGUGAAAACUUGAGAAUAACCCGGAGCGGAUGAGUAAGUAAGAACAGAAGCUGCUUUUCUGGGUAGCAAAUAACAUGAUUUCUACUACAUUUCAGUUUCUCUAAAAGUGAAUAUUAGUGAUUAAUUAUUAGGAGAUGAGC